Messenger RNA from Ananas comosus (pineapple), 1711 nucleotides. Its product is annotated as xylulose kinase. The transcript is spliced from 9 exons. The record is from RefSeq and is a predicted model, not a curated record. Gene Ontology annotation, biological process: xylulose metabolic process. Gene Ontology annotation, cellular component: cytosol. Lineage: Eukaryota; Viridiplantae; Streptophyta; Magnoliopsida; Poales; Bromeliaceae. Gene Ontology annotation, molecular function: D-xylulokinase activity. Bases 99 to 1559 code for a protein of 486 amino acids.
UCCGCGUGUGCCCGUCCAAGCGUUCCUUAUCCUGACACCACGCUUCAGAGUCUCCAAAUUUGAGCUGCUCCGAGAAGCAGUUUCAGCGCGAGAGCGCGAUGUUGGGAAUCGCGUUCCGGCCAACGCCGCACUCCCACCUCCGCCUCCCUUCUCAACAAGAGUGCUGUUUAUUGAGGAAAACUAGAAGAUAUAGCUCUACAUUAUCAACAAGAAUAAGGAUUAUUCGCUUUCGGAGUGACCGAGAUUACGCAACAGGGCGCAGUGGUGGAAACAAACAACUUUACCUUGGGAUAGACUUCGGAACAUCUGGUGCUAGAUAUGCUCUUAUAGAUGAGCAAGGAACCAUUCAUUCCGAAAGAAAGAGAAACUAUCCAAAAAGUUUGGUUGGCAACACCGUAAACUGGGCGACCUCUUGGAAAGAAACACUAUUUUCACUUCUUGAUGAUAUUCCGGCGAGUUAUCGACCGUAUAUUGCUUCCAUAUCCAUCGAUGGGACUUCCGCAACAACCCUCAUAAUUGAUAGUAAAACAGGAGAGCUACUAUCCGGACCUUUUCUCUACAAUGAAAGCUUUCCCGAUGCUCUACCGACCGUUACAUCCAUUGCUCCAGAGAACCACACUGUGUGCUCUGGGUCAUCCACUUUAUGCAAGCUUGUAUCGUGGUGGAGUUCGAACAACUCGGACCAAGACCCGGCUUUACUGAUGCAUCAAUCGGAUUGGCUCUUAUGGCUUUUACAUGGAAAGUUCGGUGUUUCUGACUACAACAAUGCCUUGAAGGUAGGAUAUGACCCAGAGACCGACUCCUAUCCGAGCUGGUUGCUGUCUCAGCCAUUUUCAUAUAUGUUGCCUUCUGUUAAAGCACCUGGAACUCCUGUCGGUUCCGUAAAAGAAGACAUUACAUUGCAGUAUGGGUUUCCGAAGGACUGUGCUGUCUGUACUGGAACAACUGAUAGUAUAGCAGCUUUCCUCGCAGCUCGCGCUACACAACCAGGAAAAGCUGUAACAUCGUUGGGUUCGACGCUUGCGAUCAAACUCCUAAGCACAACUCGUGUCGAUGACGCAAGGUUCGGCGUGUACAGCCAUCGUCUCGACGACGAGUGGCUCGUCGGCGGUGCCUCAAACACUGGAGGUGCUGUUCUGCGACAGCUUUUCACUGAUGAACAAUUGGAGGAAUUGAGUAAGGAGAUCGAUCCUUCGGUACCGUCGCCUCUUGAUUAUUAUCCCUUACCGAAAAAAGGCGAGAGGUUUCCCGUCUCUGACCCAGAUAUGAUGCCCAGGUUACAUCCACGACCCGAACGCGACGUAGAAUACUUGCAUGGAAUUUUCGAAUCCAUCGCACGGAUCGAGGCUGAGGGCUACAAGCUGCUGAAGGAGCUCGGGGCGACGGAGGUGGAGGAAGUGUUUACGGCGGGGGGUGGCGCGAAGAAUCAGCAAUGGAUGAAGAUAAGGGAGAGGGUGCUCGGCCUGCCCGUCAGUAAAGCGUGGCAGACGGAGGCUGCAUUCGGAGCCGCGCUGCUCGCACUCAAGGGUGCAUGUUUGCUAGAUUCAAGAUCUGUUUGAUCAUUUCUGGAUCACAUUUUCCUCAAACUUGGAUAACAUGAACAAAUCUUUUUCAAUUAGUUUUCCUUUUUCCUGUCACUUACAGAACUUCAAGUGAUGUAAAUUGGAUGUUCUGUAAUGGACAAAAUGGAGAAAUUUUCUUCUGAUUGGUA